AUGCUCAAAAAAAUUAAGGUAUUCUGUGAUGUUACAAGUCGCCGUGGGUCACAGCGCAAUUAUCGCUUCUUCGGUGACAUACUUCCGGAUGGUGCUCCGUGUGGCAGCAAUAAAUACUGCCUAGAUGGCGAAUGUUUGCCAUUAUCCUGUGGUAAUAGUGCACUGAUCACACGUGAUCUCUCAUGCCCAAGCUCCAGUGAACUAUGCCCGCAGUGGCCUACAGCCAGCGGUACUGCAAUCGACGAUGCAAAAUGGUCGUCGUGGUCAACUUGGUCAUUCUGUUCCCAGACUUGUGGCUUCGGUUAUCGGCAGCGGUAUGUUGGUUCAGAACCUCUAUGCGCCACGGUUGCUAUUCAUUGUUAA
Messenger RNA from Gongylonema pulchrum, 363 nucleotides. The record is from the annotation of a GenBank genome assembly. Lineage: Eukaryota; Metazoa; Nematoda; Chromadorea; Rhabditida; Gongylonematidae.